Messenger RNA from Arachis stenosperma, 1532 nucleotides. RefSeq names its product L-type lectin-domain containing receptor kinase VIII.2-like. Gene Ontology annotation, molecular function: carbohydrate binding. The record is from RefSeq and is a predicted model, not a curated record. Lineage: Eukaryota; Viridiplantae; Streptophyta; Magnoliopsida; Fabales; Fabaceae. Bases 171 to 1226 code for a protein of 351 amino acids. The transcript has a single exon.
CUUCUCCCAAUAAUAUUCUUUACUUUCUCUUCUCUUCUUCACUCCACAAACCCUAGAAAGUAGAAACAGAAAAGGAAAAGAAAAAUUCACCUUUUUUUAUGCAAAUGGGAUUAACUCACCAACACUAGAGAGCCACACACUGCAAGAUUCAGCUCAAACCCAUUUCAAUUAUGGCCUCAUUUUCCACUUCCCACUGCAUCAUUGCCUUCACAUUCCUCAACUUGUUCCUCAAAAUCCAAGCUUUGAACCCAGUUCCAUCUUUUUCGUUCACAGACUUGGGAAAAGAUCCAAUUUUCAAGCAAAGUGUAGCACUUUAUGGUAAUGCAAGGGUUGUCAAUGGCGAGUCUGAGGUUAUGCUCUCUGGGUCUGGCAAAGUGAUGAGAAAGAACCCCAUCAAGCUUGUUGAUGCUGCAUCAAAGGGUUUGGUCUCAUUUUCAACCUACUUUGCUUUUUCAAUUUCCUUCAAUGAGGGUGGGGAUGGCUUGGCUUUUGUUAUGGUUCCAAGUGGUUCUGAAGGUGAGUUUUUUGGUAAUAACUCAUCAGGGUUCUCUCUUGGAUUGAAAGGAAAAAGCGGAUUUGAUGUUGUUGGUAUUGAGUUUAGUAUUGCAAAUAGGGGUUCUGCUAGUUUUAAUGUGGCCAUUAAGGUUGGUGAUUCAGUUCCUGCUAAAAAAAGCAAUGUUUCUUCUGUUGUAAGAAGUGGUGAAAAAAUGCAUGCUUGGAUUGAUUAUGUUGCAAGUUAUAGGAGAUUAGAAGUUAGAUUGAAUCAAUUUGGUCAUUCAAGGCCAUAUGAUCCAAUUAUAUGGCAUUCAAUUGAUUUCCCAAGUGUUUGGGAGUCCAAAGAAAUGUUUGUGGGAUUUAGUCCAGUGAAAAAGCAUGAUAAUAUUAAUAGCUCUCAAGCAUGCUUUCUCUAUUCGUGGAGCUUUGUUUUGAGGAUUUUCCCGCAUUGGAUGCACUCUGAGCCGGUUGAUCCGAAGGUCCUUGCUACCAAGGAAACUGAGGCUCCAGUGGUGAAACCAAAGAGUGACUGCCUUUUGAGAAUUCUUGCUGCUAUGAUAUUCGGUGCCGGAUGUGGAGCUUUGACAGCAUUUGUUGUGCUUUAUGUGUGGACCAUCUUCGGCAAUAGACGUCCGGUGAUGCCGGAGGAGUAUGUUAUGCAGCCAAUGGAUUUCGAGUACAAGAAAGUCGACGUUGUUGUAGAUAAACCCAUCAAAGGUGCUAAGGAGUAGAUCUGCAGGAGGGAGCUAAUUGUGCCAUUCACUGUUGUGUUGUAAAUCAAUGUUGCUUGUAUUCAGGUUUUGUUUUGUUGUAAUCUUCUGGUAAAGAACUGGUUAGUUUACUUUUUCCUACGUUAUUGUCUUUUGUUAAGAUAAUUGAGAUCCAGAUCCAACUCUGCAUCCAAUAUUACAUAGCUUACCCCUUUUUUGUUUAUCAAUAUAUUGUGUAAUGUUGCUGAUAGAGAUUUAUUAUAUAUAUGGUUAUCACUAAUAACCACAAUCAAUCUACUUAUUCAAUGUUGAUUGGCCCAUAGUACA